Messenger RNA from Uranotaenia lowii, 2529 nucleotides. RefSeq names its product protein toll-like. The record is from RefSeq and is a predicted model, not a curated record. Gene Ontology annotation, molecular function: transmembrane signaling receptor activity; protein binding. Gene Ontology annotation, biological process: toll-like receptor signaling pathway; immune response. Gene Ontology annotation, cellular component: membrane. The transcript has a single exon. Bases 1 to 2529 code for a protein of 842 amino acids. NCBI's taxonomy places the organism in Eukaryota, Metazoa, Arthropoda, Insecta, Diptera, Culicidae.
AUGGGCGUCAAUCACUAUGCAAACAAGUUGAUCGAAUCGUUCCAAAGUUGCAGCUCUCCAGUCGCAAUGAUCAAGUUUGCUUCGUUGAUAGCAGUGGUUUUAAUUGCUCGCGUCCCAGUCGUCGAUGGCCAAGGCUGGCAGCAGGAAAAUUUUCUGGUUCGAUGUGCCCGGUUAAAGCAGCUCCAGAACUUUAACUGUUCUUGUCAAAAUCUGGACGAUGCGUUUGGUUUGAUUUGUGACGAUUUCAGUGCCAUCGUUGACAGUAACUUUAGAUGGGUAAAAAUCUCCUGUAGCGAUCCGGAUCAGGAAUUCGGUGAAUUUACGGCUGAGAAAAUAAUGUCAGCAGUUUUUACUAUGGAUGUUGAGAUAAACGAUUGUAUGGUUUUGGGAACCGUUGAUAAGUGUGAUGAUUUUUUGGGUCGUUUUAUAGAAGUUGCACAUGUUCAUACUCUAACAGUAGCAUCGACCAGUGGACUGAAGAUUGAAAUUACUGAUCAAUUUUUUGCUGGAUUUGACCAUGUGGAGGUUUUAGAUUUGAGAGAGGUCAUAAGUGAUAUUAAAGAAGAGGCUUUUGAGGAAAACGAUUUGAUACAACUGAAGCUGGAUGAUAAUGGGAUAUCGUCAGUUCGAUGGUUCAAAACUUUGCACAGCCUUGAAUUCCUAUCGUUGAGCAACAACAGGCUACAGUUCUUAGAUUUUUCGCUUGUUGAUGGAAGAAAUUCGGUGCUGCGGCAUUUGAACUUAUCGAGAAAUCUUAUUGUUACUCUUGACGAAAACGCAUUUUCUAGUUUAAAGGAACUCAUCAUUCUGGAUCUUAGCUUCAACCAGCUGAGAUCAGUCAACAAAAGAAGUUUUGCAGCACUUCAAGAGCUAGAGUCUCUAUUAUUAGAAGGAAAUAUGUUGACAUCGCUCCCCGAUGCUAUCAUCACAUUUUCCAACGUGAAACAAAUCGAUAUAUCAAGUAAUGACUUUGCACAAAUGACAAAUUUUUGUCGAAUAUUUACUGAGAAAACUAUACAAAUUAUCGAAGAGUUGAGUUUACGCAACAAUAGCGUAGACAUGAUACCAAGAUGUCUUGAGAGCAUGAAAAGUUUGAAGAAAUUAGAUUUCGGGUACAACAACAUCUCCUUUUUCGGCUGUGAAAGUAUGGGUAGCUCAUCAUUCGACUUGCAAAUUAAACUCAACAAUAACAACAUCAAACAGUUGAAUUUGGAUCAUUCGUGUGUGUUUGCAAGAGAUGGUCGCCCUAUGGUUACCUUAGAUUUGAACGGAAAUCCAAUCCAGUGCGACUGUAGUGCUCGAAAUAUUCUGCAGAUGAUGAGAAUGAAUUCUUCAGCAGUUCAGUUUGACAUAUCGAAGCUUUAUUGUCAUGAUCCAGCUGAUUUUUACAACACGCCUUUUUCAAACCUCAAGCUGGAAUCUUUAUCCUGUACACUUAACUUUGAAUGCCCCCAAGAGUGCACCUGUUUCGAGCUAGAAUAUAAUGCAACUGUAUCAAUCAACUGCUCCAGCCAAGGAUUAAAAUAUCUCCCUGAUCUCUCUGAAAUCGAUCCAUGGUUAGACAUUGAGCUAGAUCUAUCCCAUAAUCUGAUUGAAGAUCUCACAAUCGGAUCUUUUCAACGAGUUCAAAGGAUCGAUCUCACUGAUAACAAACUUUCAUCAGUAGCUGCCAUCGCUCGAAUGAUCAAUCAAUCAAAUCCUCACACAACGAUGUUUUUGGAGAAAAAUGUCUUCACCUGCAACUGUGAAUCAAUCGACGCUCUGAGAUACAUUCAAAAUCACAAACAUCAAAUAGUAGAGUACGAUCAGCUUGUGUGUUCUAACGGGCGCGAACUACACCUGCUAACUUUGAACGAUCUCUGCCUGUCUUCAUCCACUUCUACCUUCUACAUCGCUAUCAUCUCUUUCACCUCUCUCAGCGCUAUUAUUUCAAUGCUGCUGCUGUAUCGUCACUACCAAACCAUGAUCAAAGCAUUCCUGUACUCUCAAAACCUCUGUCUUCGAUGGAUCACCGAGCAGGAUCCGGACCAAGAUCGACCCUACGACGCGUUUCUCGUUUACGCUCAUCAGGACGAAAAGUUUGUGCUAGAUGUGCUAGCAAACACCUUGGAAUUGGAUCCGUACAAUUUCCGGCUCUGUAUCCAUCUGCGGGAUUGGACUCCCGGAGAGCUGAUCCUGGAUCAGAUUAAAGGCUCAGUCGAAAGCUCUCGUCGAACACUGGUGGUUCUAUCGGAGAAUCUUCUCAACUCGACCUGGGGCCAGCUGGAGUUCCGCACGGCUUAUACCAGUCAGCUGCACGAAGGACGUUCCCGGGUGAUUGUGAUCGUGUAUGGUGAUCUUGAUCAGCUGAAAAGUCAACUGGAGGAUGACUGGGUGCGAGCGUACCUCAACUUUAACACCUUCGUUAAGUGGAGUGAUCCGUGGUUCUGGGAGAAGCUUCGAUAUGCGAUGCCACACAAGCAAUUGGAAGGCGUUCGAAAUAGGGAUCAGCGGUUGCCAGAAGUAUUUCAACUAUAUUCAACGGCUUAG